Messenger RNA from Terrapene triunguis (Three-toed box turtle), 596 nucleotides. RefSeq names its product mitogen-activated protein kinase kinase kinase 10-like. The record is from RefSeq and is a predicted model, not a curated record. The annotation marks the transcript as partial. NCBI's taxonomy places the organism in Eukaryota, Metazoa, Chordata, Testudines, Emydidae. The transcript is spliced from 2 exons.
GCUGAAGGCGCUGGGCGAGGGCAGCAAGCAGUGGUCGUCCAGCGCCCCCAACCUGGGCAAGUCCCCGAAACGCGCCCCCAUGACUGGGGGCUUCGCCAGCCUGACGGAGAUGGAGGAGUACGUGGAGGCGGAGGGCAGCACCCCCCAGUCCCCGGCGGAGCUGCCCCCCGGCAGGGCCGGGCCCCACAAGCGCAGCGCCUUGGCUCUCCUGGGCUGUGCCUCCGUCCUGGCCUCGGUGGCACUGGGCAGUGACCUGCUGGAGCUGGGCCGGGAGCAGGCGGGGAGGCCGUGCCCGCGGGGGGGCCGUGCCCAGGGGCCCCCCAGCUCCGUCACGCUGCUCUCGCUCUCCUCCCUCUCCGACUGCAACUCCACCAAGUCCCUGCUGCCCUCGGACGAGGAGCCGCCCGCCCCGGCCCCCAGGCCCCCGGCCUCCCCCCUCGGCACCCCCCCGGCCCAUAACCCCCUGCUGGACCUCCGGGCCGAGAGCUUCAAGAGGGACCCGCGCCAGUCGCUGACGCCCACCCACGUGACGGCCGCCCGGGCGCUGCCCCGCGGGCACCGGCGAACGCCCUCGGACGGGGCCCUGCGCCCGCCCG